UUCUUUCAAAAACAAAACAAAAUUUAACUGUGACGUCAUGACAAAGCCGCAUCUGUUCUGUUAUUAAAGUUAUUUUCAACAAAAACAACGAAGCGGACGAAAUGGUUUCUUUGCACCUUUUCAAAGUGUGAGUUUACAGUUUUCCUUUGGAUGUAUAAAGGUCCAUUUUAAUAUUUUGGAUACUUCGAAUUUGUGAUUGUUAUUCAAUGAUUUUGGCAUGGAUAUGUAUGAUGACGAUUUAGAAGAAGAUGCCUCUCGUUUCAUGAAAGAUUUGAGCCUGUUUGAAGUGCCAUCAAGAAAUAGUUUUUGUGUCAAUUCAACAUCUCUUAGAAAAUCAGAAACCUCUGCUGGUGAGGAUUUCGAAAAGAAAAGAGAGUUAUACGCAAAUUUAAAUGUGGAUUCUCAUUUAAAUGUGCACCCUAGUAAAUUGGGUACCUCAUUAGCAUCUGAAUCCUAUUAUGCGAAAAUACGAUCCAAACAGCAUAAUUCAGUUUCAAAUAAUUAUGUUCUAGAAUCAGUGUCAGGAAGAAAUACCCCUUUAGAUCCGCAAUCAAUGCAUGUUGCCAAUGCUGUUUAUUUAACUUCAAUGAAACAAAAUGACGUGACUAAUAGUUUAGUUCAACCAAACCGGCCAAUUGCCGUUGAAGGUUUCGUUAAAUCUGGGCAACACUUAAAAACUAAAGAUCCACCAGCUUAUUCAAAUAUAGACCGAUCUAGUAUUAUAGCUUCCACAAAGCUUGGCACCACCAAUCUUUCCAAUCCUGGCUCAGUAGUUAAUGUCACUUUAACAAAUGGUAUUAGUAAAGGGUAUUCAAUGUCAGCUUCUAAUUCUAGCUUACCGCACUCAUAUUUACACGUUAGUGACCCUAAUCAGUUGAAGUAUAUUCCAAAUAAAAAUGUAAUAAGUUCUCUUACUUCUAUAAACAGAUUAGGGCAUGACUCGUUGCACUCCAGUCCACGCAGUAGUCUUAGUAGUUCUAGUGGUAGUCGUGAGUCGCAGAACUCUGGAUCUCCUCGUACGAGUUACACUGGGCCAAUAUAUGAAAACUUGAGCAGUGUUCGGAGUAGUUGUAAUACUUUACAUGAAAAUGUACCAAAGAUCAAUUCUGCUUCAAUCACGCAGGAUAUUCUUCAAUUAUCGAGGCCAAACAGUUCGUUGAGUUCUGCGACUCCUAAUACGACUUGUAUCGGUGUCAUGCCUAAGCCACCACCACCAUAUCCGUAUCCAAAAUCGGCACCCGAACAGCCAAUAUAUGCAAAUCUACAAGAAUUGUCAAUUCAGCCUCGUAAUACAGCUGUUACCAGUACUAAUAAUCUGUAUAGUAAUGUGGAUAUAAACUCUAUAACCCAACGAAGAACUCCGCCGAAUUAUCCAUACAUUCAUCGUCCAGUGAAUUCUGUAGCCUGUAAUUCAUCUAGUUUAUCUAGCAAAAAUUAUCCUUUGGUUUCUGCGGGAUACAGUUGCCAACCUGUUAGUGCUACUCACGUUUACCAAGUAUGUAGUGGAAGUAUGGCCCAGUCACAGCAGGCAACAGUUCCUGUUGGCAAUUCGGGUUUUUCAUCGCAAAAUAAAAAUCAAGCUCCUAGUAAUUUUGUGACCAGUUAUCGCGUUUCUUUGUUGCAGCAGCCUAAUUCCGCACAUUCUUUUACUCCGAUUCAGAGUCAUCAGCUGUCUCAGCAUUCAAUUAGUCCAUCUGUUGUUGGAAGUUCUCAUAGUUUGCUGGCUUCUCCAACAUAUGUUAAGCCAUUACCAAAUAAUUCACAGUCAUCCUAUUUAGUGCAGAGGCAGUUACCGCAGCCUGCCCAUUCCCAAGUGCUAACGUCUUCUAUAAGUUCAAAAUCUAUAUCAACUGCUCAGUUGCCCCCACCACCGCCAUAUCCUGGUACAGGAUACAAGCCAAACACCCUCAAUUCCAAGACAUUAUUGCCAUAUAAUGUCACUCCUCCUAGACAAAAAGGACCCACUGAGGCAGAAAAAAAGAUCGAAGACCUUACGAAGCAAAUCGAAGAUGAAAUGGAAAAAAAUCCAGAAGGAGAUUUUUUUGGUAUUUGCCAUACGUGUGGUGAAAAAGUGACUGGUGCUGGUCAAGCUUGUCAAGCAAUGGGGAAUUUAUAUCAUACUAAUUGUUUCAUUUGUUGUUCUUGUGGGCGAGCACUGAGAGGGAAAGCUUUCUACAAUGUCCAUGGAAAAGUUUAUUGUGAAGAAGAUUACCUAUAUUCUGGGUUUCAACAAACAGCAGAGAAAUGUGGUGUUUGUGGUCAUCUGAUUAUGGACAUGAUACUGCAAGCUAUGGGAAAAUCUUAUCAUCCAGGAUGCUUUAGAUGUUGCAUUUGUAAUGAAUGCCUGGAUGGCGUACCUUUUACAAUAGAUAUGAAGAAUAAAAUAUACUGUGUUCACGAUUACCACAAAAUGUUUGCUCCUAAAUGUGCUGCUUGUGGACAAGCCAUUACUCCUGUUGAGGGUACUGAUGAAACUGUGCGAGUUGUAUCUAUGGAUAGAGAUUUUCAUGUUGAUUGCUACGUUUGUGAAGACUGUGGAUUACAGCUAACAGAUGAACCUGACAAACGGUGUUAUCCAUUAGAUUGCCAUCUCCUUUGCCAAGAAUGUCAUGUUCACCGUUUAGAAGUUAUGAGCAAUACAAGUCUCAGUGAUGGCGGGAUGACUAAAGUUAUUUAAUUAUUAAUAUGUGACUGGAAAGUGAAAUCUAAAUGCUCUUAUGUCCUUGUAUAUAGUCAUUUGUAAUCUUACGUAUGUUUUUUUUUAUCCUUUUUUUUCCAGUUUGGUAACAAUCAAACUAUAUUCACAUUACAUUUAUUAUUUUAUUUUUCAUUUGUGAAAUCAACAAACAUUCCAAUAACUUAAUUUUUAUGCUAAGCGUACUAAUUGCAAAUAUUUUGCUUUAUGCGUAUUAAAAUUAUGAAAUUGUUUA
Parasteatoda tepidariorum (common house spider) is the source of this 2930-nucleotide messenger RNA. RefSeq lists its product as uncharacterized. Gene Ontology annotation, biological process: negative regulation of hippo signaling; response to hypoxia; cytoskeleton organization. The record is from RefSeq and is a predicted model, not a curated record. Lineage: Eukaryota; Metazoa; Arthropoda; Arachnida; Araneae; Theridiidae. Gene Ontology annotation, molecular function: transcription corepressor activity. Gene Ontology annotation, cellular component: adherens junction; nucleus; transcription regulator complex.